CACAGCUUGGCGCGGGCGGUGGCGCGGGCGGUUAAGCGGCAGGUACAAACACAGGGAGCAGGAGCAAAUGAUGAGGAAAUUUAUCUUUUGGCUUUAAUUGCAAAAGAAGAUGCUAAAGAUGAGGGAAAAUGCGAAGAAAAAUUGAAAAAAUAUUGCAAAGAAUUAAGUGAAACAAAUCUAACACCAGAAAAAGUACACGAAAAAUUAAAAGAUUUCUGUGAUAAUGGAAAACGAAAUAAAAAAUGUAAAGAACUCAAAACAGCAGUCACUCAAAAGUGCAGUGAAUUUAAAACAAAAUUGGAAGGAUUGGUGAAAAAAGAUGCCUCAGGCUUGACAAAUGAUGAUUGUAAAGAGAAUGAACGACAAUGCCUAUUUUUGGAGAGAGCAUGUCCUAGUGAUCUUACAGAGAAUUGCAACAAACUAAGGAAUCUAUGUUACCAGAGGAAACGUGACGGAGUAGCAGAAGAAGUCCUUUUGAGGGCGCUUCGCGGAGAUUUGAAUGACAAACCUGGAUGUGAAAAGAAAAUCAAAAAUGUUUGCUUAAAAAUAAGCCAAGAAAGUGAUGAGUUGACAAUGUUGUGUCUUGAACAGGAAAAAACAUGCGCAAAUCUUGUAACAAAAGGAAAAAGUAAAUGUGAUACUCUUAAAAAAGUUGAAGCACUUAAGAAAGAUGAAUUACGAGAAAAAUGCCUACCAUUACUUGAGAAAUGCUAUUUUUACAAAGAGAAUUGCAAAGCAGACAAAUCAAAGUGUGAUGAAUUGGAAAAGAAAUGUCAAGAACAAAGUAUUGUUUAUAUACCACCAGGACCCGAUUUUGAUCCAACUAAACCAGAGGCUACGCUAGCAGAAGAUAUAGGGCUGAAAGAGUUUUAUAAGGGGGCAGAAGAGGAUGGAGUUUUUAUUGGAAAACAACAAGUAAGAGAUGCGACAGCUUUGUUGGCGUUGUUAAUUCAGGACCCAAGUGCAGCAGGUAAUGAUAAUAAAGAAAAAUGCAAAAAAGCUCUUGAAAAAAAAUGCAAAACCCCUCAAGAACAUGAGACCUUGAAAAGUUUAUGUAAGGAAAGUGGUCUAAGUGAUGAUGGAACGAAAAAAUGUGAUGAACUAGAAAAAGAUAUCAAAAGAACAUGUGAUAUUCUCACGCCAAAGCUUACAAAUAAUCGUCUUUUUGACCCAAAAAAAGGAAAUAAUGGAAUUAUUGGAUGGGGAGGGUUGCCAACAUUUCUUAGCAACGAAGAGUGUGCAAGAUUAGAAUCUUAUUGUUUUUAUUUUAAAGGAAGCUGUCCAGAUGUCAAAGAAGCUUGUAUGAAUGUGAGGGCAGCGUGCUAUAAGAGAGGGCUUGAUGCACGGGCACAUAAAGUGCUUCAAGAAAAUAUGCGUGGAUUAUUGCGUGGUUCAAAUAAAACCUGGCUUAAGAAAUUUCAACAAGAAUUAGUAAAAGUAUGUGAGAAAUUGAAAAAAGAAAAUAAAGGAAGUUUCUCAAACGAUGAAUUAUUUGUUCUGUGUGUACAACCAGCAAAGGCAGCACGGUUACUUACACAUGACCAUCAAAUGAGGACUGUUUUCUUACGUAAACAAUUGGAUCAAAAGCGAGAUUUUCCAACAGAUAAAGAUUGCAAGGAAUUAGGAAGAAAAUGUGAAGCUUUGGGAGAUGAUUCAAAUCAAAUUCAGUGGCCAUGUCAUACACUAAAGCAGCAAUGUGAUCGCUUGGGGACUACAGAAAUUUUGAAGCAGGUUUUACUAAAUGAACACAAGGGUACUUUGAAGGAACAGAAAAAAUGUGAAAAAUAUUUGAAAGAAAAGUGUAAUAAAUGGCUUAGAAGGGGAAACAAUCAUUUUUCUCUUGUGUGUGUUUUUCUGGAAAGUACGUGUAAGCUGAUGGUAGAUGAUGUACAAGAUAGAUGCAAAGUAUUUGAAGAAAAUAUAAAGAAUUCAAAAAUUAUUGAAUUUCUUGGAAAUAAUAAAAAUAAAAUAACAAUACUGGAAAGAAAUUGUUCUUCCUGGUAUCCGUAUUGCAAUAGAUUUUCACCUAAUUGUCCAGAUCUUACGAAAGGAGAUACUUGUACAAAAAUCAAGGAGCAUUGUGAACCAUUUUAUGAAAGAAAAGCCUUGGAAGAUGCUCUCAAGGUAGAGCUUCAAGGGAAUUUAAGUGAUAAAUCCAAAUGUAAACCUGCAUUAAAAAGAUAUUGUGCAGUAUUAAAAAAUGUAACUAACACGUCAAUUAGGGUUAGGGUUAGGGUUAGGGUUAGGGUUAGGGUUAGGGUUAGGGUUAGGGUUAGGGUUAGGGUUAGGGUUAGGGUUAGGGUUAG
Messenger RNA from Pneumocystis jirovecii RU7, 2306 nucleotides. RefSeq lists its product as uncharacterized. The record is from RefSeq and is a predicted model, not a curated record. NCBI's taxonomy places the organism in Eukaryota, Fungi, Ascomycota, Pneumocystomycetes, Pneumocystales, Pneumocystaceae. The transcript has a single exon. The annotation marks the transcript as partial.